Messenger RNA from Pediculus humanus corporis (human body louse), 222 nucleotides. RefSeq lists its product as uncharacterized. The annotation marks the transcript as partial. Lineage: Eukaryota; Metazoa; Arthropoda; Insecta; Psocodea; Pediculidae. The transcript has 2 exons. The record is from RefSeq and is a predicted model, not a curated record.
AUGAACGGAAGUUCGGAUUCCAACCGAACGGCUUCAAAAACUACAUCGAACCAAUCUGACUCCGAUGGAGAUCCUCUGUUGAACAUGCUCAUGAGACUCCAAGAAGCGGCUAAUUACACGAGAGGACCAAUAAACGGCAAUGAAAAAAUCGAAAACAGACAAGGAAAACCCGAAUCCAUUCCGGAAAUUAUGGAAAAUUCGAAAACGUCGGAAUCCUGUUUU